CCGGCCAGCUGACGCAGAAGAAGGUAUAAAAGCUGCUCUGAAGUUUUCUCCUGCUGCAGUGUGUUUGUGUGUUUCUGUGUGUGUGUGUGUGUGUAAGUGGAUGUAUUUAUACGAAACCGUCUAAACUAAACUAUUUUUGCACUAAAUAAUAUUUAAGGCAGCUUUUUUUGUAAAAGCCCAGGAAAACGGCCCAGUCCUGAAGAAAUCAACACUGUCACCAUGGUUGCCACAAGCACAUUGAAGACCAAAAGCAACGAGUGUAUUUCCGAGCUGGUUGAAAGAAGAUACGACCAGGUCUGCAUUGAGAAAGAGUUGGAUUUCUGGGAUCACUGCUUGACUGAGCCCCAGACGAAUGCAGAUGUCACAGAGGACAGAUCCUGUCAACAGCUGGCCAAGAUGUUCGAAAACUGCCUGUCACGGUCCAAGAAGACCACGCUGCACUGCUCCUCUGUGCUGGUACCAGAGAAGUUAACGAGGAGAAUAGCUCGGGAAGUCCUGCGGCUGGCGUCCUGCGAGCCCUGCGGCCUGCGUGGCUGCGUCCUAUUCAUCCACCUGGAGCUCAACAAGGGCUGCAAGCAGCUCGAGCGCAUCGUGUACGACGCCACCGUCGUGCCCACGUUUGAGUUGACUCUGGUGUUUAAGCAGGAUGGCACCGCCUGGCCCAGCCUGCGGGACUUCUUCUUUAUGGGAACCUGCUUCGCCCCAACUUUCAAGCCUGUGCUUAAACUGAGUCCAGGUUUCCGGCUGGUGAAGAAAAAACUGUACUCCUCCUCGGCUGGUACCGUGGUGGAGGAGUGCUGAACUGGGGAAGGGAUUAGAGUGGGAUAUCGGGUUCCCUGUGGGUAAACACACUUCUGCCCAAAUGUAAAUGGCACUCCAGUGGUGUCAUGUUUUCUACAGUGUUUUUGUACAAUAUAAUUUGUCACUUCAACUAAUAGCCAGUCAACUUGGGAUGUAGUUUAAAGCUUAUGCAUACAUGAGCCUCAUGAUUCUGGGUUUGGCUUCUUUGUUUCUAAAAGUCGAUUGUUUUUUUAAAUCAGCAAAAUUGUAAUAUUCCAGAUGUUUGGGUUUUUUCUCUAAAAAGACCAUUUGUUGCUCAAACACCAUUUUAAAUUUGCAAAUGAAUGUAAAACUGUGUUCACAUCAGCGGGUUUGAGAGGGGCAUACUGUGGGUACACUUUGUUAAAGACACUAGCCACUUUGUUGAUGCGUCUGUGUGUUUCCAGAUUCAUUGAAUGUUCUGCAGCAGUCAACACACCCAGGCUUCAAUAGGGGACUAAAGUUUAGUUUCCGGGGGCCACAUGUAGCUCGCUGUGUGAUGCUGUAUUUAGGGCUGUGGAUGUUUUUUAAGACUGCGUGUCUUGUGAAGAUGCUGCUGUCAUGGUGUGAGUCUCUCACGCUGUGGGGGAAUGUUGAUGCCUUAAAAUGUCAUUGACAUGUACAUUUUUCACUCCGAUCACAGCUUUUUGUCUGUUUAUUGUAAAUGUUUUAUUGUAUUUUUACUUUUAUACCCCUCCCCUAGAUGCACCUUUUCAAUGCAGAGUCUUUAUAUAUUAUUAAAAGGAUGGUUCAGUCAAAUGUAGACAUCUUGCUUUUAUAAUGUCACAACUUCAACUUGCAAAGAAACAACUAAAGGCCCAGCUAGAAUUUAGACUUGUUUUGUUUUUGGUGACUUUACGACUGUUUCUUGAACCUAUAAAUGUUGAAGGCAACCAGAACUUGUUGUCUGUUAGACAAUAAAAGACUUAAACAUUA
Amphiprion ocellaris (clown anemonefish) is the source of this 1755-nucleotide messenger RNA. RefSeq names its product DNA damage-inducible transcript 4-like protein. The transcript is spliced from 3 exons. Gene Ontology annotation, cellular component: cytoplasm. The record is from RefSeq and is a predicted model, not a curated record. Lineage: Eukaryota; Metazoa; Chordata; Actinopteri; Pomacentridae. Gene Ontology annotation, biological process: negative regulation of signal transduction. The coding region runs from base 220 to 801 and encodes 193 amino acids.